AUGGCUGCUUCCUCGUCGCUGCGUGUGCUGCACUCGCUGCUGCUCUUGGCUAUCCUGGUGGGCUCCGUUCAGGCCGGCUGCGAUCCUCUCACCCUACCAGAUGGAUCCUCUGUCGACAUCACCAAACUUGCCAGCGACCGCGACUAUUACGCCGUGGACACGCGCGAGAGCAACAAGUUUGAAUACGAGAUGAACAUCUGCCAGCCCCUGCAGCGGGUUCGCAACGGCUGCACGAAGAACGCGGCCGUCUGCCGUUUGCCUCUUGGUCAGACGACUGGCACCUCCAUCGGACCGUCUGAUCCUGCCAAGACUACGUUUGAGUGGAUGGAUGCCGACCAUCCCGAAUUUGGUGCCCGCCUGACUUAUCAGGGGGAUGACACGACUUCGGAGAUUCGCUUCACGUGUGGCCUGGGCGUGGGUGGCCCCGUCUACCUUGAGACCAUUGCUGAAGACAGCAUGACGGUUUUUGUAUUUGACUGGAAGACAGAUCGUCUCUGCAUCAACCAAACUAUCCCGGCCAACGAAACUCGCUGCACCGUUUAUGACGAGAAGACUGAUCUUUCAUACGACCUCUCCCCGCUCAUGCGGAGUCUCUCCAACUGGCAAGCCAUUGACGCUGCAGAAGGCAAUGCCUACGUUUACGAUAUCAACGUCUGCGACCCCCUUGUCGAUAGCGCUGCCAUCGGUGGUAACUGUGGCAACGAGGGCGAAGCGAUGUGCCGCCGCACUCGCCAGCCUGAUGGGAGCCUGACUGACCCCGUCGCCUUGGGUCGAGCGACCCGACCCACCCUCAGCGACGACGGCACCAUCUACAUCAUCACUGCUUUUGGAGACAAACCAUCAAGCAUCAACGACACGGCAUUUUGUCCUGAUGCAGAUGACAGCACGUUUGCCUCCUCGCGCAUCGAGUUUAUUUGCGACAUCAAUGCGGGCUCGGGUCAGCCAGUUUUGAUGGAAGUUUCCGAAGAUUGCGUCUUUACGUUCCAUUGGCGUACCGUGGCGGCUUGCCCUAUCGGGGAUACCGUGGGACAUGACUGUACCGUUCGCGAUCCCGUUUCUGGCCAAGUCUACGACUUCCACGCUCUGUCUCUACCCAAUUCUCAGCCGUAUGUGGCGUAUGACGACAACUACAAGUUUGUGUUGAACGUUUGUGCGGCCAUUCAGGGAUCCGUUUGUGGCCAUAACGUGGCCGCUUGCCAGGAAGAAAGGGGGGCCAACGCCACGGGCUCUUUUAAUCUUGGAGCCCCCUCUUCCGUCAUUGAGAUUGUGGAUGAUACGCCCACGCUGAAGUACACCGCGCCCACGUUGGGUUGUGGAGGACGCAUGAACCGCACGACCAUCAUCACUUUUGUCUGCGUCAAGGGGCUGACUAACAUUGGCACACUCGAAUAUGUGGCCGAGACAUCGACUUGCGUUUACGAGUUUAACAUGUUCACCGAGCUGGCGUGCCCAGAGACCGUGGAUGCCAUUGAAUGUUUGGCCACAAACCCCAUUACUGGCGAGCAGGUGGAUCUCUCUGCCCUCACCCGCAGCAAUCACAACUGGGAGCCUGUGGGCUCGCAAUCGUUCUUCAUGAACAUCUGUGCUGAUUUGAUUAAAGAUGAUGCUACGGCCGCUUGCGAGGCAGGCGCAGCCGUUUGUCGCAAACAAGGAACCUCCUACGAAUCAUUUGGCAAGGCCGUGGCACCGUCUUACAGCGAGGGUAUCGUGACCAUCACAUUUGACGCCCUCUCAGACGCCUCACCCAAGACGACGCGCUUGGUGUUGCACUGCAACGAAGAUGCUGGCUUGGGUCGCCCUCAGCUGGAAACCGUUGUGCGCUCCGACUCGUACGCUCUCAUGACUUGGACUUCAGCCUAUGCGUGUCCCAUCAACUCGAAGAAAGGCGAAGCAUGCUCGAUUACUGAUCAGGCUACCGGCACGGCCUUUGAUUUCACCAGCCUCAAGGGUAGCGAUCUCAACUUUACCAAUGGCAAACAGUGCCGUACCAGUAACGGCCAUCCCGUGUACAUUACCACUGUGGUUGAUCUGAUCUGUGAUCCCUCGGCCACAACAAGCAAUGGUCUGACACUAUUUCAAAACAGCGGUACCUUGCCUGACCCCUGUGGCUACCAAUUUGAGCUGCGGACCCCGUUUGCCUGCGAAAAUGCCAACCAAAAUACGGAAGAAGAGUGUGUUGCCCUUGAUCCCUCUGGUAACCAGUAUGAUCUCACGCCCUUGAUUCGGACCACAACCAAUUGGCUUGUUCCCGAGAUUAUCGACGGCGAAUUCACCGACAACAGUUUUGAGCUCAAUGUGUGCCGUGGCUUGGUCCAAGAGCUGGGCGAAGUUUGCAAGUCCACUUCAGGUGCCUGCCAGCGCACGUCAGAUGAUCACUUCUCGCUCGGUAACCUCUCCCAGCCUCAGUAUGACUCCGCGGCCAAGAGCUUGUUCGUCGAGUACACUGGUGGCUCGUCCGAGAAUUGCCCAACUGGAGUUUCCCGUUCAGCCCGCAUCGACUUUGCGUGUGAUUUGACCGCAGGCCUUGGUCGCCCCCACUUUCUGCAUGAGGAAACCACGUGUCGCUAUAUUUUUCAGUGGGUUACUUCAGUCGCCUGUCCACGCAGUCAACUGAAUGCCUCGUGCGAGGUCGAGGAUCCCAGCACGGGCGACUUGUAUGAUCUCGCCAAGCUUGCCUCGAAUGAAGGCUACAAGCUUCAAGGCGUGAGCAAUGGCGAAACAUACGACUUUGUGGUUGGCGUCUGCCAGCCGCUUGACUCAUCCGUUUGUGGGUCAGAUCGCGGUGAUGAUGUCAUGGCCUGCCAGCUUUCAAAGUCAAACUCAGACAAGUUCAGCCUGGGUGUGGGCCCAAUGGGGCCCCAAUGGGUGGACAACGAGCUCUUGUUGUACUACUCGCACGGAACUCCCGUGGAGAUCGAAGGCACCAGCUACCUUCGGAGCGCGGUCAUUGACUUUGAGUGCGAUACCACGGAAGAUGGUACCGGGAGCAUCGUGUUCGACACUGAGACGAGUCACGGCUUGUACAAGUUUACGUGGAGCACAAUUUACGCGUGUCCUUUCACGGCUGCGGCCGCAGAGUGUCGAGCCUUGACCCACAAGAAUGGCAAGGUGCUUGAGUACGACUUGCUGCCUCUCCUCAACAAUCGCCGCAAUUAUGUCGUGCAUGCCGAUAUUGAUGCGGAUGGUACGCUCGACGAAAUGCAAAUCAACGUCUGCCGGCCCUUGGUUACAGGCAGUCAUCAAUGCACGCGUGAUCAAGCUGCCUGCCACGUUGGUUCGACGUUGAGUGCCGACGAGAACUGGGGCAAGGUGGCCUCGCCCAUGGCCACUGCCAGCAGCUUGGAGAUCCACUAUGAAACCGGUGCCAACUGCACCAUGAACAACAACACGGAUCUCACUCACUCCACGCUCAUUGUGUUUGAGUGUGCCAUGGAGAAUGGCUCACCAAAAUCAGGCGUGUACGGCGAACCUGUCUAUGAGUAUACUGACAACUCUUGUACCCACCACAUGCGCUGGGUCACUUCUUUUGCCUGUAGCGUCGAUAAUUUCAAAGGCAAUGACUGCCACGUUGAGAACGUCGUCACGGGUGAUUUCUUUGAUUUCUCCUCCCUGAAAAACAAAAAGUUUCAAGCUACCUUGAACGGCGGUGGAGCGAUCUCAGUUGGCGUUUGCAGUGCUGCUGACUCGUGCACGACUGGUGCCUGCUUCCGUCAAGGCUCGGCGACAGGCGCCCUGCACGACGCUGGCGCCAUUUCUUCGAUCCCCGAGCUUGUGGAUGGCGUCGCAACCUUUACGCUUACCGGCGGUGAAGCUUGCAAUGGCGGUUCCCGCAAUUGGACAACGGUGCUUACGAUGGAAUGUGAUCUCGCCGCUCAGACUGGUGAAAAUCAAGAGGGUAGUCUCGUCGUCAAUUCUUUCGACGACACCGAUUGUGUGAUCAGCCUUACCCUGUUCACGACUUUGGCGUGUCAUGAGGGUGAAUCGGUUGACUGCUUUGUGGAGGACCCCAAGACGGGCGCCACCUAUGAUCUCUCGCCCUUGUCCAAUCCCAAGGAGAACUGGAUCGCCCAGGAUUCGCGCGAGAAUAACAAAUACGCCUAUGCAAUCAAUGUGUGCCGCACCUUGGUGCCCAUGAUUGAUUUCCCUGACUGUUCUGACAAUAUGGCAGCAUGUCAGAUCGGCUCCUCCGGCACCACACAGUUCCAGGAACAGAACUUGGGACACGCGGCCUCGCCUCGGUUUGUCAAUGGCUCCCUCGUGCUCGAGUAUGAGGGUGGCAACGCCUUCUCCUCGGGCCUGGCGCGCCGGACGCAUAUCGAGUUUGUUUGUGGCUCAACACUGGGUGAGCCGAUCUUUUUGGAAGAGAUUGCCAACACAUACUACUUCUUGUGGAUUUCGUCUGCGGCCUGCUCCACAGACGGCAUUAGCCCAACAUUGCCUGCGCCUGACUCCGGCGCUUGCCGUGUUCAAGAUCCUGUCACUGGUGAAGACUACGACUUGAGCGCUUUCAUGCAGCGUGGCCCAGUCAUUGCCAAAAAUGAUUUUGACGGCAAGGGUACGAGCUACACCUACUCAGUUUCCAUUUGCUCCAACCAAGUGCCCUGUGGUAACGGCGUCACCUCGGGCGUGUGUCAGAGGGAGGACACGGCCGACAAACGCUUCUACAACCUGGGAUUUGCCAGCGAUCGCCCUUCAGUCGUUCGCGCUGGCUCAGAGUCGAACCUGCAGCUCAUCUACGAGAGCGAUGCGCUGUGUCAUGAAGGCACCGCGAAUGAGAAGAACCGGUCUACUGUCAUCACGUUUGUGUGCGACCAAACCGCCGACGAUUCAAACAGCGUGCCCGAGUUUGUUGAGGAACUCAACGAUUGCACCUAUAUCUUCCGGUGGGCGGCCAAAGCUGCCUGCGAUCCCGCCCCUUCCUCGACCAACUGCGUCGUCUUUGACCCCCAGUCUGGCAAUCAGUACGACCUCGGCACGCUGACACGCGCCGCGGGUGAUGAGAACUGGCUGGCCGUCGAUGACCGCGGUUCGGAGAGCUACGAGUACUACAUCAACGUGUGUCGCAAUCUGAUUCGCCCUGUAGAUGGUGACGAUGGCGAUACCUGCCGUGGAGCAGCCAUCUGCCAGGUGAAACGCAACUCUACCGACACGGUUUUUGCCCUCGGCCGCCUUGAAUCAGGCCCUGAGUUUGUGGAUGGUGCUCUCUUGGUGCAGUACUCCAUGGAGGGCGACACGCAAAACCUCUGCGCCGGCGCAGUGCCCCGCUCGACCGUGAUUCGCUUUGAGUGUGGACCCGGUAGUCUCGGGGCUCCCGUGUUUGAGGAAGAGCUGGACUGCAAAUAUUUUUUCGUGUGGCGCACCUCGGCUGCUUGCCCCUCAACCGUGGUUAAGGGCCAUGACUGCGAGAUUGAUAGCUUUGAGAAUGGUAUCGGCAUCAAUCUGCAAAGUCUUCGUGGCAAGUCGGUACACUUUGCGUCAAAACACGGUCCGCUGGAAGUGGGUGUGUGCCAGGCUCUCUCCACCUCUGGCUCGUGCGCCAACUCGGGUGCUUGUUUGACAAACAACGGCAAGCAGGUCAACGUGGGUUCGGCCAACGCGGAUUUGACCUGGCUGGACGAUCAGGCAACACUUGUGUACACGGCAGCCGAUGCCAAGUGCGCGGGCGGCAGCACGAGCACUGUGAUUGUGUUUGUUGGUGACGACGGUGCCCUGGGCAGUGGCUCGGCCUCUUUGGACAUCGAUGAAGAGUGCUACCGCCUUGUGACGUGGCGUACGGCGCUGGCCUCCUCCUCGACUUGUGAGAAGACGUGCGUCGCCUACGAUGAGGCUACGGGCAACGAGUAUGAUUUUUCCACCUUGGGACGCUACAAAGACAACUCCAACUGGAUCGCAGAGACGGCGGACCACGAGUUUGAUUAUGUGAUCAACGUGUGCCGCUGCCUCACCCCCGGUGUGGCUUCCAACCAGUGCAGCGGAGAGGCAGGUGUGUGCCAGGUGAAGAAGGAUGGUUCUCAGAUCUUCAACGUUGGAUCGCCUGCAGAACCUGUUGUGCGUGACGGCGUCGUUUACUUGCGCUACACCAAUGGCGAUGCGGACGGUUGUCCCACCAGCGCUGAUGGCAUUCAGCGCCACCGCUCAACGUUGAUUGAGAUGGUGUGCGACCCCACUGCGGACGAUGACACUUUGCCAGUCUUUUACAACGAGACCAAGUCAGCAUGCCAGUACAUUUUCACAUGGAACACAAGCCGCGCCUGCCCUGUCAAGUCGGUGACCAGCUCAAACGGGAUCAUCAAGACGGAUUUGGGAACGCUGGACUUUUCCACGUCGAGUACGGCCUCUGCGCGUUACAAGUUCCAGCCGUUCAGCGGCACGACUUGCAGUGAUGCGUCGUCAACCCCAUCAGGCCUCUGCGGUAAGGACGCCCAAGGCAAUUGGGUGUCCUUUGGGGCUGUUCGGCCAUUGGUGAAAUACUCUCCUGCGGCGCGUGAAGUGCAACUGAUUUUCGAGAAUGGCGACGUCUACAAGAGCGGCAACACCAGCGUGCAGCGUGGGGCUGUUGUGGUGGCUGAAUGUGGCCAGAGGGAAUCAAUUGUCUGCCGUGAAUCAACCUGUGCUCUCAACGAUCCUGAGCUGUACCUGACGUGGACUUCACCUGACGCGUGCGUUGAAGCGCCGCCUUCUCCACCUGGCCCACCUAGCCCACCUAGCCCACCCGGACCUCCCAGUGGCAGCACCACGGCCAGCCCGGCCAGCCACGGUUCAGGCAAGAAGAAGAAUAACACAGGUGCCAUCGUGGCCGCCGUUAUCAUUACAAUUGUAGCGGUUGCGGCGCUCGUGGUGGUGGCGUUCAAGAAGGGAUGGAUUGGCCGCAAGACUGUCAACUACUCGGUCAUGGCUAGUGCCACGACGGAUGAUUUUGAAGAUAGUGACUUUGACGAUGCUUAAGCCCGUGGCUAGACUCGGGCUGGAAUUUCGCCCCUUUGCCAAAGAUUUUCUUUGUUUUGUUUCACACUUUUUUCAGUUGCUUUUUUUCCCCCUUGCUGUCCCCAGUCUUUCGUGGUCACGUGGUGCCUGUCUUGGCGGUCCGCAAUUGAACCACACCCAC
Messenger RNA from Monosiga brevicollis MX1, 7105 nucleotides. RefSeq lists its product as uncharacterized. The transcript has 20 exons. Bases 1 to 6945 code for a protein of 2314 amino acids. Gene Ontology annotation, molecular function: D-mannose binding; signaling receptor activity. Gene Ontology annotation, cellular component: trans-Golgi network. Lineage: Eukaryota; Choanoflagellata; Craspedida; Salpingoecidae. Gene Ontology annotation, biological process: lysosomal transport. The record is from RefSeq and is a predicted model, not a curated record.